GCUUUGCUUAUUGUGAAACUAAAAACCCAAACCAAAAACGGUGCCUGCGGCGACCCCUUCUCCAAGCUUCUCUUUUCGUUAUACAUAUAUAUUCAUAUCUUCUUCUUUCUCGUAAUAAUCUUCACCUUCAAUUGGAUCAUGGAAACCCUCACUCCUUCCUCUGACACCAAAAAAGCUGCAGAUUUACUGCAGAAUUUAUCCUUGGACUCUGAGCCCAAGACCACUGUAGUUCCGGAGCCUGCAAAGAGUGGGCACGCCCUAGCUAAGGUGUCCAAGCCAUUUAACCUGAAUGCAAGCUUCACUCCAAAUGGACAUCCAUCGACUGCUUACUAUUAUGGAGGUUAUGAUGGGCAAGGUGAUUGGAACUCUUACUCCAGAUAUAUGAACCUUAACGGAGGGAUGACGCAAGGUGUUUGGGGGGAUGGCUCUUCUUAUUUGUACCAUCAAGGUUAUGGUUAUACACCAUAUGGAGCACCCAUGCAACAUGAUGAUAAGUUCUAUGGGCUGCAACAGUACCAUUACCCUUCCUACUACCAGUCUCCAACUUCUGCUGAUGGGUCUUUUGCUGCUAACAAAAUCAAUGCUCAACCAGGGAAAAUAUCAACUGCAAUCAGUGAUGAACAUACCCUUUCAUCUGGUGUUAUUAAUAAUGAAAGCAGUGUUGGUGUAGUCAACGAAGAUUCUACACAUAACAAUGGGUUGAAGGAUUUUUUGUCAAGUUCCAAGCCCUCAUUGUUGAAUUCAAAUGAUUCUACUUAUCAAAGGGCUGGUUUUCCUGUAUAUGCUCCUUUGCCAGGACAUCAGGAUCCAAGAGUAGUUCUUCAUGGGACUCAACCCGCAUUACCUGCAGAGGCCUUAAUAUUUUCUGAUAAAAAAUCCUAUGAUGGGGCAAAAAUUGGAUUAUCUUCUCCAGCUGUGCCUGCCAAGAAAACAUCCUCUCAACGGAAUUCAGCUAUUCCUCAGCCACUUCCACAGUCCAUGAACUAUGGUUCCUUACAUUCAUCUGGACUAGAACCUUUCUAUGGAUUCAUUAAUGGGAUAUACCCAAGCAACACAAUGUACAACCAAUAUGGAAACACAUAUAGACCUAAUUCUCAUAUUGGACCUUCUCCGUAUGGAUUUAGAAUGGGGUCCGUUGAUAACAAGCUUAAAGUUGCAAAUGGCCGUGUGAAUGAUCAUUUUAAAAGAAAUAUGGAUGGUUUUGGUGAGCUAAGUAAGGGACCAAGAUCUGGCAAUGGUUCGGAUGAUAAAAGUAUGAAAGGUCCUGGACCUGUCACACCAUUAACAGAGGGACAGAAUCUUCGAAUUAAAAGUGAUAAUAAAAAAUUGCUUCUCAUUCCUAAUAAGAAACAGUACGACGGGGAAGAUUUUUCUGAGAACUAUUCUGAUGCAAAAUUCUUUGUCAUCAAAUCUUAUAGUGAGGACGAUAUUCAUAAAAGCAUAAAAUAUAAUGUUUGGUCAAGCACCCUUAAUGGCAAUAAAAAGCUGGAUGCCGCAUAUCAUGAAGCCAAAGAAAAGCCUGGUGACUGUCCUGUAUUUUUGCUAUUUUCGGUCAACACUAGUGGACAAUUUGUUGGUUUAGCAGAGAUGGUGAGCCCAGUUGAUUUUGGUAGAACGGUGGAGUAUUGGCAGCAGGAUAGGUGGACUGGUUGCUUUUCUGUGAAGUGGCAUAUCAUAAAGGAUAUCCCGAACAGUGUGUUGAGGCAGAUUACUCUAGAAAAUAAUGAAAACAAACCUGUUACCAAUAGUAGAGACACUCAGGAGGUUAAGUUUCAGAAGGGUAUUCAAGUUCUCAAAAUCUUCAAGGAGCAGUCGAGCAAGACGUGCAUUCUGGAUGAUUUUGGCUUUUAUGAGACUCGUGAAAAAAUGAUUCAGGAAAGAAAAUCUAAGGAACAACAGCUUCCAAAACAGGUUAGCAAGUCUCAUGAUGAAGCCUUGACUAAUGAAUCAGCUACUACAGGUGAAGCAGGACAAAAGGAGAAUCUGGUAGAAGAGAAUGGAUCAACAGCACAAACAAUUGAAGACUGUUCAAACAAGUGUUAAACCUGUGACAGUGGUAGAUUUGUAGAGUGGUUAAAAAUGUAGUUUCGAGUUCCCCCACCCAUCUUUCAAAUCUUUUUUCCUGCACUCCUUUUUAUAUUAUGGAGCGAGUUUUUGUCUUUU
Molecule: messenger RNA, 2163 nt
Organism: Vigna umbellata (rice bean)
Lineage: Eukaryota; Viridiplantae; Streptophyta; Magnoliopsida; Fabales; Fabaceae
Product: YTH domain-containing protein ECT2-like
Biological process (GO): mRNA destabilization
Cellular component (GO): cytoplasm
Molecular function (GO): mRNA binding
Source: RefSeq, a predicted model, not a curated record